AUGAAACCCGGACGUGACAAAUUGGCAUAUUUUCGAAUAAAAGAGCUCAAGGAUGUCCUGACUCAGUUAGGUCUUUCAAAGCAGGGGAAGAAGCAGGACCUUGUUGACCGGAUAUUAGCUCUUCUGUCUGAUGAACAAGUUUCCAAGAUAUGGGCAAAGAAGAGUGCCAUUGGAAAGGAAGAGGUGGCAAAACUAGUGGAUGACACUUACAGUCUUGCUUUUAUUCCCUCCAUUGACAAACACCCUGUUCUCAUCUCCAGGAAAAUGCAGGUGUCUGGGGCCACUGAUUUAGCAUCUAAGGGACAGGGUGUUUCUGAUUGCAGUAAUUCAAAGUUUAAUGGAGAAAUGGACGAUCCAUUUCACUCGGACACAAAAGUUCGCUGUCCAUGUGGAAGCUCAUUGGAGACAGAGUCAAUGAUUAAGUGCGAGGAUUUUAAAUGUCAUGUGUGGCAACACAUUAGUUGUGUUAUAAUUCCAGAAAAACCCAUGGAGGGCAUUCCACAAGUUCCUGACGUGUUCUACUGUGAGAUUUGUCGGCUAAGCAGGGCUGACCCCUUUUGGGUUACAGUUGCACAUCCACUAUAUCCUGUGAAGCUGGUUGUAACAAAUGUUCCAACUGAUGGUUCAAGCCCAGUGCAGGGUGUGGAGAAAACAUUUCAUCUCACUAGGGCAGACAAGGAUCUGUUGGCAAAACAAGAAUAUGAUGUUCAGGCCUGGUGUAUGCUUUUGAAUGACAAAGUUCCAUUUAGGAUGCAAUGGCCACAGUAUGCUGAUCUCCAGGUUAAUGGUAUAGCUGUUCGUGCUAUUAAUAGACCUGGUUCGCAGUUGCUGGGGGCUAAUGGUCGUGAUGAUGGUCCAAUUAUCACGCCAUGUGCAAAAGAUGGGUUCAAUAAGAUUUCAUUAAACGGAUGUGAUGCUCGAACCUUCUGCUUAGGAGUUAGAAUUGUAAAACGACGAACAGUUCAACAGAUACUCAACUUGAUUCCCAAGGAGUCUGAAGGUGAGCAUUUUGAAGAAGCACUUUCUCGUGUUUGUCGUUGCGUUGGUGGUGGAACUGUAACAGACAAUGCCGAUAGUGACAGUGACCUGGAAGUUGUUGCAGAUUCUUUUGGUGUCAAUCUUCGUUGUCCUGGGAAUGGCCACCUUUUGUUGCAAUGCUGGUGGGUUUGGGUGUGUGGAAUAGGUCCCAUGCUGCCAGAGUUUGGUUUUGACCAGUCUAGGAUCUUUCUUUGGCAGUGCCCCAUCUGUCUCAAGAACUACUCCUUGGAAAAUAUAAUCAUCGACCCAUAUUUCAGUCGCAUCACAUCUAAGAUGAGGCAUUGUGUGGAAGAUAUAACAGAGAUUGAGGUGAAGCCUGAUGGUUCCUGGCGUGUGAAAACAAAAACUGAAGCUGACCGUAAGGAUGUUGGAGAACUUGCACAAUGGCAUAAUCCUGACAGUACUCUGUGUGUCCCUAAUGUUGGAGAAUUCAAAGCAAAAGUGGAAAUGGUGAAGCAGAUCAAGCAGGAAGGAAUUUCCGAAGGUAAUGCUGGUGCUGGUUUGAAACUUGGAAUCAGAAAGAAUCGCAAUGGGUUUUGGGAAGUUAGCAAACCUGAAGAUAUGAACACCUCCUCUUCAGGUAGAUUGCAAGAAAACUUUGAACACCAUGAACAGAAAGUUAUUCCUAUGAGCAGUAGUGCCACUGGUAGUGGUCGUGAUGGGGAAGAUCCAAGUGUAAAUCAAGAUGCUGGUGGAAAUUUUGAUUUCACAAACAAUGGAACGGAGCUUGAUUCUUUGUCUUUGAAUGUAUAUUCAACAUAUGGAUUCACUGACCGAAAUUUAUCUGCACCAGUAGGGAAUGCAGAAGUCAUUGUCCUUAGUGAUUCAGAUGACGAUAAUGAUAUAUUGAUUUCCUCUGGAUCUGUCUACAAGAGUAAUCAAAAUGAUGGUGGUGCUACUUUUUCUGUGCCCCCUUCUGGAAUUGUAGAUCCUUUUCCGGAAGAUCCUACACUUGGGACUGAUGGAAAUUCGUGCUUGGGUCUUUUCAAUGCUAAUGAUGAAUAUGGGAUGCCCCUCUGGCCACUGCCUCCCGGAAACCAAGCAGGCCCAGGAUUCCAAUUAUUUAAUUCAGAUGUCUCGGAUGCCUUAGUUGAUUUGCCACAUGGUCCUGUUAACUGUCCCUCAUCAAUGAAUGGAUACGCCUUAGCUCCGGAAACCGUCAUGGGAUCUACUUGUUUAAUCCCAGAUUCUUCUAUUGGUCGAUCAGACAUGGAUGUAAAUGGUGGCUUGGUUGAUAAUCCCUUGGCUUUUGGUGGAGAAGAUCCUAGUCUGCAAAUCUUUCUUCCAACAGGGCCUUCAGAUGCAUCAAUGCAGUCUGAUAUGAGGGAUCAAGCUGAUGUGUCAAAUGGUGUCCGUACUGAUGAUUGGAUCUCUCUUAGGCUUGGUGGUGGUUCUACUGGCAAUCUCAGCGAGUCAGUUCCUUCAACAAUUGGACUGAAUUCAAGACAGCAGAUGCCAUCUAGAGAAGAUGGCAUGGAUUCUUUGGCUGGCACUGAUUCUUUGCUGCUUGGUAUAAAUGAUGGCAGAUCUGAAAAGGCAAGUCGACAAAGAUCGGACAGUCCUUUCUCAUUUCCUCGCCAAAAACGUUCUGAUACAUUUGCUGGGGUGAUAUGGUGA
Molecule: messenger RNA, 2655 nt
Organism: Dovyalis caffra
Lineage: Eukaryota; Viridiplantae; Streptophyta; Magnoliopsida; Malpighiales; Salicaceae
Source: the annotation of a GenBank genome assembly